GCGCACGCCGCGCCGGCGGGGGACAGCGCGCCGCGGGAGCAGCCCUCCCCGGGCAUCGGGACCUGCUGUUAGCUUGCCGCCUUGCUUUAUCCUCUCGUUUAAUUUAUUUUUUCCCCACCUAUACUUUGAUCCGCUGGGAUUUUUAUUUUUUUUUUUUUCCUCCCUUUCCUACAGAGCCUUCCCACGCCCCAGUUCCCUCCCUCUCUAUCCAGCUUGGAUUUUUUUUUUUUUUUUUCAUACAUUACUAUUCUGAUUUUUUUUUUUUUUUUAAGCGGUGGACAGAGAGAGGGAGAGACAGUAACAGAGAGGACAGGAGGAAAACGCUCUGUUCUUCCUUUCCGCCGCCACCACCCGAUUUGCGGAGAGGGGUCGGGCCGAGCGGCGGCGGAAUCAGCCCCUUUCCCCCGGCUCGGCGACCCCGGCUCGGGGAGCCGCCGGAGGCAGCCGCCGUGAAGAGGGGGCGCAGGAAAAGAGAUGCAUUGAAAGUUUCCGCGCAAACUUUGCCGUGAGUGCGCGAAACCGAGCGAGCGCGGCGCGGGUGCCUGCCUGCCCCGACGCGGGGAGAGCGCCGCGGACGGGCGCCGCUGUGGAGCUCGGACUGCCCGGCGGCGGGGGCCGGGCGGCGGCAGGGCGGCCGCGGAGCCUGCGCUCGGCCCGGCGGAGCGCCCACGGAAAGCAGCAGCGGGGGCCGGCGGAGAGCCGGGCUUAUGGAGGGGUGAAACCGGAGACCCCGAAGAGGAACCCCCCUUCCCCCGGAACCCUUUGCAGCGCCCGGCCGGCGACACCCCAGGAGGCGGCGGCGGGCACGGAGGAGGCGCGGGCGAGAGCGCAGCGGGGCGGCGGCGGCGGCGGGGCGGCGGCGGCGAGGCGGAGCACGGCGGGCCCCGCUUCGCGGCGUGCGCCGGCAACCAUGAACUUUCUGCUCACUUGGAUCCACUGGGGGCUGGCGGCGCUGCUCUAUCUGCAGAGCGCGGAGUUGUCGAAGGCUGCGCCUGCCCUGGGGGAUGGGGAGCGGAAACCCAAUGAAGUUAUCAAAUUCCUGGAAGUCUACGAGCGCAGCUUCUGCAGGACUAUUGAGACCCUGGUGGACAUUUUCCAGGAGUACCCUGAUGAGGUGGAGUACAUAUUCAAGCCAUCCUGCGUGCCUCUGAUGAGAUGUGCGGGUUGCUGCGGCGAUGAGGGCCUAGAAUGUGUCCCUGUGGAUGUGUACAACGUCACAAUGGAGAUCAUGAGAAUUAAACCCCAUCAGAGUCAGCACAUAUCACACAUGAGCUUCUUACAGCACAGUAAAUGUGACUGCAGACCAAAGAAAGAUGUCAAAAACAAACAAGAAAAAAAAUCAAAGCGAGGAAGGGGGAAGGGUCAAAAGAGAAAGCGCAAGAAAGGCCGGUACAAACCACUCAGCUUUCACUGUGAGCCUUGCUCAGAGAGGAGAAAGCACUUGUUUGUACAAGAUCCCCAGACCUGUAAAUGUUCCUGCAAAUUCACAGACUCACGUUGCAAGUCGAGGCAGCUUGAGUUAAACGAGCGCACUUGCAGAUGUGAAAAACCAAGACGGUGAGCAGCGGAAAAGAAGGGGAAACAGCCCUGUUUCUGGAGCCUGAUUUCUCGCCUGGACAGAAUAAAACAAAACACUAAUCCAAAUGAACCCUAAAAAUGAAGGAUCGGUAGAGCACAGCACUUUCAGUACGGACGAUGGACUCCGGAAGGAACAUUCCCCAAGGCACCCGCCGCACAGAAUUCACCUUUGGGUUUUGAACUGUUUUAUUUUAUUUUUCUUUUUAUGCUGCUAAAUAACAGAGCCAGGAAGACUUAUAGGGGUGUAUUUGAUGGGUUUUCCCAUGCAUACAUAUAUAUGUGUGUAUACAUGCAUAUACAUAUAUAUAUAUGUAUAUAUAUUUUAACCACAUCUAUAUAUACAUAUAUGUAUAUCUUAACCACACACACACACACAUAUAUAUAUAAUUUUUUUUUAUAUAUAUAUAUUUAUAUAUAUAUAUAUACUGAUUAUUUUUUUUAACAUUGCUAAUGUUAUUGGUGUCUUCACUGGAUAAUACUCGACUGCUGUGGACACAAGCGGGCUACUUGGGGCAUAAGAAACAAGCUAAGAUUGGACUUGAGUAGAAGCGCUGGGUGUAAACUUCUUAACUCUAACUGACUUGUGCGGCCUCCGCUGUUUCUCUGUAGAGUGUGCUGUACCACAAACCACCUUCUCCUUGCCUGGGACAGGGAGGAGAGGUGAUGGAGAGGAUGGGCAGGGAGUUCCAAAGAGCGGCAUCCUAGGGUGCGAUGGGUCAAAGGCCAGGGAAAUGGCCAUCUCCGUGAUCAAGGAUUCCUCCUCCCCUCUCUUCCCCCAACCUCCGCCCUUACUCGUCUCAUAACCUGCCUGCCUUGCUGGGACAUGGGAUGUCAGUGUACAUUUUGCGUUGACUUUAUUUGCUGUAGAACCUUUGCCAGAGAGACAUGCUGGCUUCUCUUAAGGAUGGUGGGCAGCUCAUGCACGCUGACUUUCUGUUCAAGGAAUUAUCACAGGAGUCUAGAUUUCCCACCCUUGGUGGCUGCAGAAGGACACAAGGUCUACAGUGUGCUGAAGCGAGAAUGGGGACCGGUGCAUAGCCACGCAGUUGUUCAGCACUGUCUGCUUUCUUCAUGCACAGAGCUGCCACUCAAGAGCAUCCAAGAUGCUUACGGAACAUUUCUGGAAAGGGAUAUUAAUCAAAAGUAUAUACACAGUAGUGGGGGUGUGUGUGUAUGUAUGUGAAUGUAUGCGUUUGUGUGUAUGUAUGUAUGUGUUUUUCUCUCUUUUUUAUAUAUAUAUAUUUAUUUUUAUACAUAUAUAUAUAUAAAAAAAUAAUAUAUAUGUAUGCCAAGAUUGAAGGGGGAGAAAAAAGAAAGCAACUUUUGCUGCCUUCAGUUUGCGUGCCCAGUGUAAAUGACCCUUAAGAACGUCAAGAUUUUUUUUUUUAAUGACGUACUGUAAAUAUCAGGCGCCUUUUCCAUGUCUUGGGCUGGGGAAUCAAAUGUGAAGGCAGCUGGAGUCCCUUAGCUGUGUCGUGAAGUUCUUGGCUAUGUGUGUAUCUGCAGUGUAGGCUGUGGUGUACGUGAAACCCACCUUACACACGCGCGCACACACACACGCCCCUGAAAGUGUGUUUGUACAUCUAUGUGGAUAUAUAUAAUCUAGUUCUGUGAUUAAAAUUAUUAUUAAUAAUAAUAAUAAUCAAAAAGGUACUCGGUCUGUGUCAGAAUGCUGCCGAACGUCAUCUGCAAUUGAAUUUUCAACGCCUGUUAAUGUACAACACGGAAAGCUUCCAAAAAGACAAGACAGUCUCAAAACAGACUCACAACAAGCGACUACUAACCACUAGGAUCUCCCCAUCCGGCUGAUGGCUUUCAGAAGGAGAGAAAACACACGGGUGGGUGCUUGCAUCUGCAAUGUAGAAUACUCAUGCUGCAUCGUGUGCAAGACAGAGGCUUCCGAUCGGGGGAGGGAAGAGAAAGUGUUUUAUAUACUUAUUUAAUAUCCCUUUUUAAAUUAGAAAUUAAACAGAUAAUUUAAUUAAAGAGUAGGGAUUUUUCAGUAUUCUUUGUUAAUAUUUAAUUUCAACUAUUUAUAAGCCGUACCUCUUUUUUUUUUUUUUUUUUUUUUUUUUUUUUUUUUUUUUUUUUUUUUUGUACUGGUUGUGUAUAAAUUUAACCUUCCUGUUGUCCCAUCCCAUCUCUCCCCAAUUGUUGGCAGAGUCAGUAGCAUGUUAUGGGCAGUUAUUUAAUUAAUUUCUCUAACACCUACCCCUACACAUUCCUAUUGAGACAACGGUUAGAUAUACAUCUACAUACUAUAUAUAUAUUUGGCUAUGUGUUUGUAUAUAUAUAUAUGUUUAUGUAUAUGUGUGAUUCGGAUUAAAUAGACACUACGAUUUUUUUAUAUAUGUAAAAAGAAGAAACAGGAAAAAAUAGAAAAUUCUACAUCUUGAAUCUCUCUCCUUUUUAAUUUUAAUAUUUGUUAUCAUUUUAUUUAUUGGUGCUACUGUUUAUCUGUAAUAAUUGCGGGGAAAAAAGAUAUUAACACUACAUAUUGUGUCUAGUGAAUUUUUUCAAGAUAUUCCUUAGUACAUAUUUAUUUUUAAACAAAGAAAUUACAGAUAUAUCUUAAAACGACGACGACGACGACAAAACAAACUUUUUUUUUUGUAUUAAA
Molecule: messenger RNA, 4198 nt
Organism: Hirundo rustica (Barn swallow)
Lineage: Eukaryota; Metazoa; Chordata; Aves; Passeriformes; Hirundinidae
Gene: VEGFA
Product: vascular endothelial growth factor A
Exons: 8
Coding region: 911-1561 (216 amino acids)
Biological process (GO): positive regulation of endothelial cell proliferation; sprouting angiogenesis; induction of positive chemotaxis
Cellular component (GO): membrane
Molecular function (GO): vascular endothelial growth factor receptor 1 binding; heparin binding; growth factor activity
Source: RefSeq, a predicted model, not a curated record